Vicia faba (fava bean) is the source of this 951-nucleotide messenger RNA. The record is from the annotation of a GenBank genome assembly. Lineage: Eukaryota; Viridiplantae; Streptophyta; Magnoliopsida; Fabales; Fabaceae.
AUGGAUGUAGCACAUUGCUAUUUAGAAGGUAAUGCAGAUGCUGUGGAGUUUUGCCCACAUAAUGGGCACCACAAUGUUUUAGCAGCGUCCACUUACACACUACAAGAAGGUGAUCAACCCACUAGAUGUGGAAGCAUUUCACUAUUCAAUGUUGAUGGGGACACAGACAAUUUUGAGACCGUUUAUAGUGAGGAGACUAGUGGGAUUUUCGAUAUAAAGUGGAAUCCACCCUCAGGGAACACAAGUCCUUUUCUAGGUCAAGCAGAUGCUGAUGGAUACUUGAGAAUUAAGAGGCUGGAUGGUUGCUGUGAUGGAGUGGAAGGGACUUGUCUAAAAGAGAUUACAAGUGAGAAAAUUAGUAACUCAAUGUGUUUGUUCCUCGAUUGGAAUCCUUCAUCCACAUCAAUCACAGUUGGGCUUUCUGAUGGCUGUGUCUCUAUUGUUUCUCUUCUUGAAUCCAAGCUGGAAAUACAAGAGGAGUGGAAGGCACAUGAUUUUGAACUUUGGACAACCUCUUUUGAUAUCCAACAGCCAAAUUUGGUCUAUACUGGCUCUGACGAUUGUAAGUUUUGUUGUUGGGAUUUGAGGGACAGUCCUUCCAAUCUUGUAUUUAAGAACUCCAAAGUCCACACAAUGGGUGUUACUUGCAUCGAAAAGAGUCCUCAUGACCCAAAUAGAUUAUUAACUGGCAGCUAUGAUGAAUUCUUGAGGGUUUGGGAUUUAAGAUCAAUCUCAAAACCUGUUAAUGAAACUUCAAUCAGUUUAGGUGGAGGCGACAAAGCUGAGGUGUUGGAAACAUACAAGAAGCAUGAUUCACUUGCAUAUGGAUCAGACUGGCAGAAAGGAGAAGUGAAGCUCAUUGAAGGGAGAAGUAAACCAGUAGUUGCCACUUGCUCAUUCUAUGACAAACUUGUCAGGAUAUGGAGGCCAAGUAAUGAUAUUAUCUUGUAA